Molecule: messenger RNA, 678 nt
Organism: Elaeis guineensis (African oil palm)
Lineage: Eukaryota; Viridiplantae; Streptophyta; Magnoliopsida; Arecales; Arecaceae
Product: F-box protein SKIP23-like
Molecular function (GO): protein binding
Source: RefSeq, a predicted model, not a curated record
AUGAGGGCCGAAGUAGACAGGUACACCCGGCUCCCUCCAGAAAUCUUAGAACUAAUUCUGAGGCGCCUGGCACUCACCGACUGCCUCCGGUUUGCAUCCGUCUGCACCUCGUGGCGCCUGGCACUGUCCGAGUGUCGCCUCCUUCCCCCACGCCACCCUCCAUGGCUGAUGUACGGCGGCGCCCCCGCGGGCAGUCGAAGGAGCCUGGCCUGCUACAGCCUCUUCGAAGGCCGGCACAUCGAGCUCCAGCUUCCGGCGGGCUACGAGAGCUCACAUAUUGCUGGAACCUCUGCUGGCUGGCUCAUCAUGUCAUCCGAUGCCGAGAGGAGAAUCACCCUCCUGAACCCAGUCUCCAAGGUCCAAAUCGAGCUGCCCUCCAAUCUCCACCCUUCGCACCAUCCCGGCUUCAAGUUCUUCGAGGACACCCCGGUGGGCGCAAAGCGCAACAUCUGCACCCACUGGAAGGCCGCUCUCUCCUCGGUGCCGACCGCAUCCAACUGCAUUGUUGCGGUGAAGGGGACGGAUGGUGUAUUGAUUUGGUGCCGCGUGGGGGACAGUGAGUGGAGGGUGUUCGACGACGGGCUGAGGGUUUACAGCGACGUCAUUUUUCACCGAGGGCGGCUAUAUGCCGCGGGCGUCAGGGGGGAGGUGGUGGUGGUCGGCUUCGACGAGGCCUAG